Porites lobata is the source of this 19119-nucleotide messenger RNA. NCBI's taxonomy places the organism in Eukaryota, Metazoa, Cnidaria, Anthozoa, Scleractinia, Poritidae. The record is from the annotation of a GenBank genome assembly.
AUGACUGAAGAACUUAUCAAACCGGGCCAUGUAACGCGCGUGGACAAUGUAGAGAAUCAAAAUGUUGGUCAUACAAAAACGUUUGGAAAUGAUCAGCUCCUGAAUUUGCUGAAUCAAGCUUCAGAUGAAGAGAUCCAAGCCGUUGUUGAUAAAUGCUGGAAAGAGAUUGAAGAAUCUUGUACGAGUAUGUUUAAUAACAGAUCCAUAAAAACAGUUGACAUCACUACAGGAUGGAAAGUCGUUCGACUUUUUGUCUCUUCUACUUUUGCUGACUAUCACGCCGAGAGAGAGAUGUUGGUGAAAAAAGUAUGUUUAAUGUUAAUUCUGUCCUUGUAACGAAUCAGAUUUUUUAAUCUCAAAAUACUUUAACUUAAGUCAUUAAUUUAUUAAUUUAAAUACAUUAACUUGGGGGCAGAUGGAAAAAGUUUAUACAAACUUCGAAAAUAUUAAAUUUCAAGAACCCCUGGAUGUAAGAUCCCUGGUUGUAAGACCCCUGGUUGUAAGACCCCUGGUUGUUAGAACCCUUGGUUGUAAGAACCUCUGGAUGGAAGAACCACUGAUUGUAAAACCCCUGGUUGUAAGAACCCCUGGUUGUAAGAACCCCUGGUUGUAAGAACCCCUGGUUGUAAGAACCCCUGGAUGUAAGAACCCCUGGUUGUAACACCCCUGGUUUUAAGAACCCCUGGUUGUAAGACCCCUGGUUGUAAGAACCUCUGGUUGUAAGAACCUCUGGUUGUAAGACCCCUGGUUGUAAGAACCCCUGGUUGUAAGAACCCCUGUUUGUAAGACCCCUGGUUGUAAGAAACCCUGGUGGGAGGAACCCUGGUUGUAAGACCCCUGGUUAUAAGAACCGCUGGAUGUAAGAAACCCUGGUUGUAAGAACCCCUGGGUGUAGGAACCCUGGUUGUAUGAACCCCUGGUUGUAAAAACCCCAUGUUGUAAGACCCCUGGUUGUAAGAAGCCCUGGUUCUAAGACCCCUGGUUGUAAGAACCCCUGGCUGUAAGCACCCCAGGUUGUAGGACCCCUGGUUGUAAGAACCCCUGGAUGUAAGAACCCCUGGUUGUAAGAGCACCUGGUUGUAAGACCCCUGGUUGUAAGAACCCCUGAAUGUAAGAACCCCUGGUUGUAAGAACUCCUGGGUGUAGGAAUCCCUGGUUGUGAGACCCCUGGUUGUAAGAACCCCUGGAUGUAAGAACCCCUGGUUGUAAGAACCCCUGGUUGUAAGAACCCCUGGAUGUAAGCACCCCAGGUUGUAGGACCCCUGGUUGUAAGAACCCCUGGAUGUAAGAAACCCUGGUUGUAAGAACACCUGGUUGUAAGACCCCUGGUUGUAAGAACCCCUGGAUGUAAGAAACCCUGGUUGUAAGAACCCCUGGUUGUAAGACCCCUAGUUGUAAGAACCCCUGGUUCUAAGACCCCUGGUUGUAAGAACCCCUGGAUUUAAGCACCCCACGUUGUAGGACCCCUGGUUGUAAGAACCUCUGGAUGUAAGAAACCCUGGUUGUAAGACCCCUAGUUGUAAGAACCCCCGGCUCUAAGACCCCUGGUUGUAAGAAGCCCUUGAUGUAAGACCCCUGGUUGUAAGAACCCCUGGAUGUAAGAAACCCUGGUUGUAAGAACCCCUGGUUGUAAGACCCCUGGUUGAAAGAACCCCUAAAUGUAAGAAACCCUGGUUGUAAGAACCCCUGGUUGUAAGACCCCUAGUUGUAAGAACCCCUGGUUCUAAGACCCCUGGUUGUAAGAACCCCUGGAUGUAAGCACCCCAGGUUGUAGGACCCCUGGUUGUAUGAACCGCUGGGUGUAAGAAACCCUGGUUGUAAGAACCCCAGGUUGUAAGACCCCUAGUUGUAAGAACCCCUGGUUGUAAGAACCCCUGUUUGUAAGACCCCUGGUUGUAAGAAACCCUGGUGGGAGGAACCCUGGUUGUAAGACCCCUGGUUAUAAGAAACCCUGGUGGGAGGAACCCUGGUUGUAAGACCCCUGGUUGUAAGAACCCCUGGAUGUAAGAAACCCUGGUUGUAAGAACCCCUGGAUGUAAGCACCCUGGGUUGUAGGACCCCUGGUUGUAAGAACCGCUGGAUGUAAGAAACCCUGGUUGUAAGAACCCCUGGUUGUAAGACCCCUAGUUGUAAGAAUCCCUGGUUGUAAGAACCCCUGGAUGUAAGCACCCCAGGUUGUAGGACCCCUGGUUGUAAGAACCGCUGGAUGUAAGAAACCCUGGUUGUAAGACCCCUAGUUGUAAGAACCCCCGGCUCUAAGACCCCUGGUUGUAAGAAGCCCUUGAUGUAAGACCCCUGGUUGUAAGAACCCCUGGAUGUAAGAAACCCUGGUUGUAAGAACCCCUGGUUGUAAGACCCCUGGUUGAAAGAACCCCUAAAUGUAAGAAACCCUGGUUGUAAGAACCCCUGGUUGUAAGACCCCUAGUUGUAAGAACCCCUGGUUCUAAGACCCCUGGUUGUAAGAACCCCUGGAUGUAAGCACCCCAGGUUGUAGGACCCCUGGUUGUAUGAACCGCUGGGUGUAAGAAACCCUGGUUGUAAGAACCCCAGGUUGUAAGACCCCUAGUUGUAAGAACCCCUGGUUGUAAGAACCCCUGUUUGUAAGACCCCUGGUUGUAAGAAACCCUGGUGGGAGGAACCCUGGUUGUAAGACCCCUGGUUGUAAGAACCCCUGGAUGUAAGAAACCCUGGUUGUAAGAACCCCUGGAUGUAAGCACCCCGGGUUGUAGGACCCCUGGUUGUAAGAACCGCUGGAUGUAAGAAACCCUGGUUGUAAGAACCCCUGGUUGUAAGACCCCUAGUUGUAAGAAUCCCUGGUUGUAAGAACCCCUGGAUGUAAGCACCCCAGGUUGUAGGACCCCUGGUUGUAAGAACCGCUGGAUGUAAGAAACCCUGGUUGUAAGACCCCUAGUUGUAAGAACCCCUGGUUCUAAGACCCCGGGAUGUAAGCACCCCAAGUUGUAGGACCCCUGGUUGUAAGAACCGCUGGAUGUAAAAAACCCCGGUUGUAAGAACCCCUGGUUGUAAGACCCCUAGUUGUAAGAAGCCCUUGAUGUAAGACCCCUGUUGUAACAACCCCUGGAUGUAAGAACCCCUGGUUGUAAGACCCUUGCUUGUAAGAACCCCUGUUGUAACAACCCCUGGAUGCAAGAACCCCUGGUUGUAAGAAAGCUGGUUGUAAGAACACCUGGAUGUAAGAACCCCUCGUUGUAAGAACCCCUGGAUGUAAGAACCCCUGGAUGUAAGAAGCCCUGGUUGUAAGAACCCCUGCACGUAACAACCCCUGAUUGUAAGACCCCUGGUUGUAAGAACCCCCGGUUGUAAGACCCCUGGUUGUAAGAACCCCUGGUUGUAAGAACCCCUGGUUGUAAGAACCCCUGGUUCUAAGACCCCUGGUUGUAAGACCCCUGGUUGUAAGAACCCCUGGUUGUAAGAACUCCUGGGUGUAGGAACCCUGGUUGUAUGAACCCCUGGUUGUAAAAACCGCACGUUGUAAGACCCCUGGUUGUAAGAACCCCUGGUUGUAAGAACCCGUGGAUGUAAGAAACCCUGGUUAUCAGAACCCCUGGUUGUAAGACCCCUAGUUGUAAGAACCCCUGGUUCUAAAACCCCUGGUUAUAAGAAGCCCCUUGAUGUAAGACCCUGGUUGUAAGAACCCCUGGAUGUAAGAACUCCUGGUUGUAAGACCCUUGCUUGUAAGAACCCCUGGUUGUAAGAACCCUGGUCCUAAGAACCCCUGGUUGUAAGAACCCUGGUCCUAAGAACCCCUGGUUGUAGGAACCUUGGUUGUAAGAACUCUUGGUUGUAAGAACAUAUGGUUGUAAGAACCACUGGUUGUAUUAUAAAUAGUACUCGCAAGGUCUGUCAUACAUGGGACAUGCGUGUAUCGCAUAGCAAUGCACAAACACAAGUUGGCUAUAUAUUUAUAUUUAUUGGCUGGUGAUGUCACAUAUGAGUUUGCCGUCUGUCGACUGUGUGCAAACAAACCUCCACUAAAGUCUAUACGGCCACCUCUCCAAUACGGCCUUCUGUCUACAAUGGCCAUUUUUUUGGGUGGACAGUCUAUACAUUCCCUCUUGUUUCAACCUCUCUACAAUGGCCACUUUCUUCUGUCCCCAAGGUGGACGUUGUAGAGAGGUUCAACUGUACUUUCAAAACCCACCUUUUUUUCCUGCAAUCGGCCUUUGAAUUCUUGUUACCCCGUGAGAAACCCACAAUUAACUCGGUGCUUUUUUGGUGAUGAAUUAAGGGCUGUUUCCAGCUCUGUACAUUGAUCUGCCCUUGAAUUGGAGUUUAACGCCUGCUUUUUGUUAAAACUAUAGCAAUGCAUGUUCUAAAGUAACAGCUGUACGACACAGAUAAUUUUAUGCAUUAUGUCUUUGUAGGUGAAAAAUCUGAUACAAAAAAGUGAUUAGGAGAGGUAAUGAAAGAAUGGUUUGCUAUUUUACUGUGAUUGUAUAUCAUGACUGUUGACUUUAAGGUUGUCCCUGCAUUGCGUGAGUGGUGUGAAGAAAGGCUGAUCCAUUUGAUUGAGUGUGACCUUCGAUGGGGAGUUCCCAAAGAUUCCACAACAGAAGCGACCAUCAGAACAUGCCUAGGUGAAAUCAAUCACUGUUCAGAGGAGACAGGUGGAGAACCAUUUUUCUUGAACAUGCUGGGUGAAAGGUAACUAACUGAUUUAUUUAUUUUGUGUGUGUGUGUGCUGUAGGAGCUACCCAUUCUUCCUCUCUCGGAAUUCUGAAGGUGUAAGGGUGCGGUCUGAAUUGGGUGAAGGGGUGUGGGUGGAGUCUACCUGUUAACCUUUGCUAGGAGCAUGUGAAUGUCUUUUGUGGAGCAACAUAUAUUAAAGUGAGGGAUUACCCCUGUAACCCAGUAAAUGCAAUCUCUAAGGGAAAAAGAGGCAAAGAGACGAAAUUAGGCGAUGUAAAAGUUAGGAGCUGGUUCUUUAUUUUCCUCUCUCUCCUAUUUGCUAUUGUCUUGCUGUGCAAAGUACCUGCUACUGUUUGUUUCUUUUCCACACUCUGAAUGCCAUGAUGCAUGGAACAGUGUGUAGCCUAAGGGAAUUUCAAGGGCACUUCAGAGGGAAGGAGUUUUUAAAGAUAAAUCAUUUUGAGGAAAGUGUGACACUGAACAAAAAUUUCUUGAGAUCCGAGGAAGCUAGGUUCCUCUAAAGGUGAUUGUUGUUUGCUUUUUUAUGUAUUAGAUAUGGGUGGAUCCCAACCUCAUCUGAAAUAUCACAGGAUAUUCAAGAAGAAUACCAAUGGAUCUUUCCUGUUUCAAUAACCCAUAUGGAGAUCAUCCAUGCAGCAUAUAGAGUGCACAAUCAAAAUGCUGCAUUCCUUAUAAGAAGUGCCGACUUUAUAAAAGACCUACCUCCAGAGAUGACUAGAGCAUUUGUGGAUACUCAUCCUCUGAACAAAGCACAGAUGAAGGUAAGUUCAAUAAAGGAGAAAUGCCUACAAAUAAGCCAUUUCCACCACGGCAUCACUUUAUUACUAUGACCAGAAUCCUUUUCAUUCCUCCUUUCAUAAUCCCCUCCCUUUCUUAAUCCUAGUGAGGUUUAAAUAACAAAGGCCCUAAUUUGUACAAAGAAGCAAAACUCUGAAGGAUUUUGGUCGUAGUAGUGUAAUGAAGUCAUUGUGAAAAUGGCCUAUUUUGAUAUUUCACUCAUAAACAGUAAGUUCUCAAUACUUACAUAUAUGCUAAGAAUUGGCAUACUAUUUUCCAAGGCACUUAAGGACAAAUUGAGGCACAAAUUUCCAGGACAAGUAUUUGAUUACUCCUGUCAAUACGACGGAAUUGAUGAAUCAACCGGAAGGCCAAAGGUAAUAUUUGUAUUGUAUUAAACUUCCAAUAUCAGUUAAUGUUUGUGUAUUUAUCGUAGAAAUACAUCAGGCCCCGGUUGUUCAAAAGUUGCAUAGCGCUAUCCAGCGGAUAAAUCACUAUCCAGCGGAUAAGUAUUAUGGAAACCAAUUGCGUCAUCCACUGGAUAGAGAUUUAUCCGGUGGAUAGCGCUAUCCGACGUUUGAACAACCGGGGCCAGGUGCAAUGUGAUCUUUUCCUGCUGCAGUCUGUCACUCUUUUACAAUAUAAAUUUUAAGUGUUCCGUUGACUCAAGACGCCAGAUAGACCAAAUGCGAAGUUAGAAUCGUAUUUUAAUUACACGUAAAAUUCGACUAAAAUAUAGGUGUUGUUUUAAUGUAGAAAAUGAUCAGAAAGUAACCUAAUACAGCAACAAAAUCGACUUUACACUUUCUUCUAUGACUACCUCCGUAUUUAGACGAAACAGUUCACAUUUACACAUGCAGUCUCGUUUUCCGGUUAACAAGUUCUGUUUAUCUGGUUACCACCUGGUUAUCAAUAAACGGGUUAGCAACUGAUCAGCUUAAAAUGAGUUUUGAAGGUGUUGUUACACGGGACGAUUCGCAACAACGAUUUUUAGCGCAACAUACUGUUGCAACAUUGUUGCGACAUUGAUUCAAAUGGUUGCGGGCAUUUUUCCAACAUUGCAAUGUUGUGUUGCGCAAAAAUCAUCGUUGCGAAUCGUCCCGUGUAAUAGGCUGAUUUAGCAACAGGACGGAAACGUCAGUUGACGACGGUAAAGCGCGCAACGCGACUUCCGAUGCUCAAAUUGCCGCUCUGCCAUUGGUCAAGCCGGUAGUUGGAUUUGCGCGCGCCGUCGUCAACUGACGUUCCUGUUCUGUUGCUAAAUCAGCCUAAUAUCACCCAACUGAACUCAACGUUUGUUAUGCGACUUUAAAUAGCGGGGUUCGCGUAAAUAAAAAGUACAUGCAACGUUUUAAAUUUGAACAAAGCGCGAGCAACAUAACUAAAACAGCGCGCGCGUGGCGCAUUUGAGAGGAUUGUUUUUCAGAACAUUACGUUUAUGUGACAGGAGUAAUGAGUGUCUUCUCUUUUAUAUGUACACUAUAUACAACUUUGUUGCAGGUGUUGUGAUUACCACAAGCGCUCAGCAUGAGUUAUAUUUUGUAAAUCAAGCCCUUGUGUUGAGAGCUCAUCGUAACCACAUUGCAUUUAAAAAAAAGAUGUACAGUGUAAAUUGCUCUUAAGAAUCCAAAGUACUUGUUGUUACUUAGAAUAGCACUAACUUAUUUCUUGUUUUUGGAUUUCGAGUUUAGGUGAAGCUCAAAGAGCUGGAGAAUUUUAGUGAUUCUGUGCUGGAAUUUUUUAAAUCGGCUAUAAGUAGAUCAGUUCCUGAGGUGAAACAACAGCUGUCAGCAGAAGAGAUGGGUAAGUAAGGCAAAGUCUCAGGUAUUAGUUAACUUUCAUUUCCCGAAGAAGCUUCAAGUGAAUGUUUUAAGGAUACUUGUUAAAAAAUGGCUCCAAAUUAUGUACCAGUCAAAACAACACAUGAUUUCCACCUUGAAAAGACCACACCCUCGAGAACAAGGUAGUAACUUUUUAAAGCACUUCACCUCAAGAGGGGCAACUGUUUAAGUCAUCCAGACAGGUUUUCACGUAUUUAUGUUCCAGAACUUAUUCUUAAGCAACCUUCCCUCCACUUACUAGGUUAAGGAUUUGGUUGUCUUCUGCUCUGACAUUUUCAAUUGUCUUUUAUUUUGUUUGCACAGAGCUUUCAAUGCAUAACCACUUUAUUGAGCUACGAGGUCAGCUUGUCUUGGGACGAGAUGCGGAGGUUUCCACGAUCAUGGAAUAUGUUCAAAAUGGCACCCUUUCCGAUGGGGCCGAUACAGAGGGCCUUCCUCCACUGAUGAUAAUAGGGCCCGCAGGGUCGGGAAAGUCCGCGUUGAUGUCUCAUUGCACUUUGCAGAUGAAAAAGGUUUGUAAGCAUUUCGAUAAUCAGGAGUGGUAGGAUAUAGAGUAAUUUUAGUUUCUUCCCCUGUAAACUAAACAAAAAAAAUAGAGCGUACGGAUAAAUCAUUGUCUAUCGGCAAAAAAUCAACUUCAGGGUACUAAGGACAUAUUUGCUUCGAAUACAUGCGCAUUUCUAUUAACCUUGUUUAGCGCGUCUCUCUCUAACCAAAAAGAGUUUCACACAGUUUUAUAGUGUGACCUCGACAGCGGUGUUCACCCUCUUAAAUUUUAAAUAUAAUCGGAGCAGACCAUGGGUUUUUAAACCUUGCGCGUGUAUAUGUUAGCAAGCGCUCCAAGUUUCAAUUAACUAUUUGUAUUCAAGAGCAAUCAUUAUUCAUUCAGUAUAAUUCGCCCCUUCUGAUUGGCUCCAUUCCUCCGGCUAAUACUUCAUAGCCAACUAGCGCUUACCAUAUUUGGAAGAUGCGAGCAAUAUACCAUCGAUUCGAUGGUAUAUUUGAUUAGAAACGAGGUUUGUCGAUGGUAUACUUGAUAUGAAACGAGGCUGCUUUACAUCAUUGCCUUACUGACAUUGUCCUGGAUAAAACUAUUGCGAGUACGGAUGGCGUGGGGGCGCCUUGUGGUAAAAGCGCGGUUAUUCCUUAAAUCGACUUCGCACUUAUUCAUGGACGAUAGAAAGUUAUACCGGUUGUGCGAAGGAUUAAACAGGAUGGAAUUAAAAAGCUUGUCACUUAGAGCUUGCGAAAGACAAUAUAUAAUGGUAAUGGGACUGAGUGGAGUCCAAGUUGGUCUGUAAUCAUACGAGGAGUGAACAAAAUCGGGCGAGUCAAAUUUGUUUAAUCAUGCACGAGUAUGAUUACAGACCGAACUGGACGACACGAAGUUCUCUUACUAAUGAAUCAUUAUGACAAAAUUUAUUAUAUAAUAGGCUUUUUACAAUUUAAAAAACACAAGAAUGAUUCGGAGAGUGUUUUUGCUAGCGGUGGAAAAAAGCCAUUUAAACUCUCGGGUGCGAUUGCGCGUACUGUCCAAUUACAGGCAUGACUGUACCAUUACACAGUCCUACUAGUGCUGAAAUCAGGACAGUUGAUAGCCAAUCAGGUUUGAGAAUUUGUUAUAGUUAUGAUUACAUGUAAAAAUUCGCGAGAGCUAAUGACGCCACCUGUUUCAAUAAAGGGCGCAUACGUAUCAGCCCACAUAUAAUAGAUUAGGCAUUGCAUGAGGUUAGAUACCUAUAUGACUAAUAGAGUUUUUGGUAGGUAUUAUAGUGGAGCUAAAUGGUUAACGUUUCACCCUAUUAGAUAGAAUCUACCAUUAUGCCAAACUAAAACAAAAGAACAAAAUAAUGCGUUGACUGAUUGUUAAUUAAUUUAUCACCAGCUUGGAUGGCCACUGUUCUACCAUUUUGUUGGCGCUGGUCCUGGAUCAAUGGUUCCUCACAAACUUUUCGAGAAGCUUGUGCGGUGGCUCAAAGGCUUCGAUCCAGCAGGUUUGAUUCUUUACUGCUUGUUGUGUUUAAAUGUUUAACUCUUUUCGCUGCGGGAAGUGCUGGAAGCUCAUUGGCUGAAACUAAGCAUGGAUAGAGCGCCUUGUAACUAACGUAACAGUGGGGGGCUUAAGAGAGUGCGCGCUAACGUAAGAAUCAAACACGACAUAUAAAGCGCCCUAUUCACUAACUAAACAAUAAAACACUAAACAAAAUGUGCUCGACCCAGUAACGUAGCAGUCAAACACAAACCAGAGUUUGCGCUAAUCGCUAACGUAGUAAUCAAACACAAAAUAUAGGCGCUAGUCAUACAAAAAAGAAGGAACGCGCUAGUCACAAAACUGUGCAUGCUAGUCACUAGCAUAACAAUUGAACAGAGAGCUCGAUAGUCAAAGAAUCAAAUAAGAACCAAAUUGCGCACGAGUCACUAGUGUAACAAUCAACUAACAGUGAGCCCACAAGUCAUUAACCAGAACGCGAAAUAGAGAGUUCGCAAGUGACCACCGUAACAAUGAAAAAGUGACCGCAAGUUACUGACGUAAAAAUAAAACACAGAAAAGAGUUCGCGCUUUUCGUUAACGUAACAGUCAAACACACAACAAAGUGCGUACUUCACGUAAAACAAGCAUAAAACGAACAGAUGUUUAAUGUAUUCCAACCAGAAAAGUACAAGCGACGUGCAUAUUGAAAUGAAAGAAAGAACAACUUACAUGAAAACCUUGAAACCAAAAUAAGUGAAUAAACACAUUUUAAAUGAAAUUCAGUUCUUUAGAAAGAGUCCUUAAACUUAUAUGUCUAAGUAAGCACAUGGUCCUGUAGACGUUUGGGCAGCUGGCGUAUACUUGUAGAUUAUCUCGGUGCUUGCACAGGACUGGGCGAUUUAGGUGUGUCCGGCACCGGAGGCAGCUGAUCGCGCGGAUGGUCACAUGUUUCCACGCGUGUAUCUGGAGGUGUCUCUCCGCGUGUCUCCUCGCGUGCCUCUGUGGAGCUGCUCGGGCGUCUCUACGACGUCGAGAUCAUCUUCAACUUUGGGAGGCGUUUCAUUGGACUUACGUAGGUAAACACGAUUUCGUCGGCUCAACCUCGUAAGCUCUUUUUUUCAAUGCGACUUUUGACGACACCUUUUUGUCACUCUUUUCUUCCAGCGCGCCAGGGCUCAACUCGCACAGUGUUUCCCGGCUGUAAGGACUGCAGGUCACGUGCGCCUCUGUUGUAGUACCGGGCUUGUUGCUGUUGGCGGCGACGAAGCUUGGUAUGGGUUACAUCCUCAUCUGUUACAGAUGGCUUCAAUAAUCCAGCUGUCAUCGGCAAGAGACUUCUUGUCCUUCUGCUAAAUAACCGCUGUGCUGGGCUGAUCUACAUACUCGCAGGCGGCGUGCUCCUGUGGUCCAGUAAGGCAAGAAACGUGUCUAAACCAGUCUUGCUGCACUUCAACAUAAUUUUCUUUGCUUGUUUCGCCGCACUCUUGGCCUUUCCAUUCGACUGAUUAUGAUGUGGACUGCUGGUUCUGCGCUCAAAAUCCCACUCUUUAGAGAAUUUCAGGAAAUCGCGCGAAACGAACCGUGGCCCGUUUUCAGUAACGAGUGCUUGGGAAUACCAUGUCUCGCGAAAUGACCUUUCAGCUUUUUGAUGACGUAGACCGAGGAUGUACUCCUGAGAUGGUCGAACUCGAAGAAAUCGCUAAAAUAGUCCACAGUCACCAGGUAACUCUUUCCAUUUAACUCAAAUAGGUCUGCUGCAACGAACUGCCACGGCCGACUAGUUGUUUCGUGAGUGAUGAGGGUUUCCUUUCUUUACCCUGUUCGUACUCUCUGCGGGCUUCACAUGUUAACACGUAGUUCUUGAUCUCGCCUGUCAUCUCGGGCCAAUAAAAACAUUCACGCGCUCUGUUAAUUCACUUUUUAGAAGACCACUUCUAGCAGCGUUGGGUUACCACUACCCUUUCCCCCUUGAAAACGGUCGUUCAUCUCUUGUAUCAAAAGAAGGAGAGGCUGGAAGCGGCAGGGCACUCUUGUCUUCAGGCCAGCCAUGCUGAAUCACUGUCUUUAGAACCUGAGCAGCGCAUCUUGUUCUGUCUCUCGCUGAAUUUGCUGUAGCCUGGCUUCAGAUAUUGGCAAAUAAUUCAUCAUGUUGAUCGUUUCAAACUCUGACUCAAUCUGCGCACCCGAGGGAAGAUAAGCUCUAAAAAGCAUGUCCGCUAAGAACAUUCUGCUUCCCCUCUCGUACUGGAACACCAAAUCGUACUUUUGCGAACGGAUCAACAUUCCUUGCAACGUGUUAGGAGCGCGAUGAAGUGAUUUUGUGAAGAUUGACUCAAGUGGCUUGUGAUCAGUGUGGACAACAGUUCUUCUACGGAACGUCAAGUCAUGAAACGUUUUAACUGAAAACACGAUUGCCAACAUCUCCUUUUCAAUCUACGCAUAGCGAGAUUCCAUCUCCGUUAAGGCUUGACUAGUGUAGUUGAUUGGGUGCCCAUUCCGCAUUAAAGCUGCGCCAAAUCCACUCUGGCUGCUGUCACACUGGAUUUCAAGCACUUCAGUGGGCUUGUAGUAGGCUAGAACGGGUGUUGAUACAAUCAGUUCCUUGACACCAUGCCAAGCCUUCUCUUACAGGUCAUUUCAACACCAUGCUGCAUCUUUAUCGGUAAGACCUCGGAUGGGUUUCAUUACAUCAGACAAGUGAGGUAGAAAACGGCUAAGAUAGUUGACCAUUCCAUUCGGGCGUAAAAGAUCAUCUCGUUCCUUUGGGCGUGGCAUCUCGACGAUUGCUUUUACUUUCUCUGGAUCUGGCUUGAGACCCUCUGUGGUUAACAGGUGCCCACGAAAUGGAACCUCUUUAACUAACUUCUCGGCGUUGAGCUUGAUAGCUUUCUGCUGACAUGUAAGCAUGAAUCCAUCCAAAUUGCUGUCAUGAUCAGCCUCACACGUUCCAUGGAUGAGAACAUCAUCUGCAAUAUAUUUUACAUCAGGGAGACACUGUAAUUCUUGGUGGAGACUUUUCUGAAAUAAUCACUAAAGUUGCAAUUAGACAUCAAACAAAAUGGAUGCUAGUCAUUUACGGAGCAAGCAAACACAAAAAAGAAAGUUGCCCCACUCAUUAACGUGGAAAAACAUGUGCCUUAGUCAAUGAUGGGACAAUCAAACCUAAGCUGAGAGCAAGUUGCUAACGUAACAAUCAAACAACAAACAGAGUCCGCGCUUCUCACUAACGAGGCAGUUAAUCACAAGCUAGAGUGUGCGUGCGCAAGUCAGUAAUGUGACAAUCAAACCUAAAGAGAGCGAGUUAGUUUCUAACGUAACAAACACAAACUAGAGAAGGCACUGUACAUACUCUACUGAGAACAAAAAAAACAACAAUAAAAAACUAGAGGCUAACGUGACAAAGAAACGUAAGCUAGAGUGCGCGCGCUAGUCAAUACUAAUGUGUCAAUCAAACCUAAACAGAACGAGCUAGUUACUAACGUAACAAUCAAACACAAAACAGCCGAGAGUGCGCGCUUGUUACUAACGGGCAGUUGAACACAAUAUUGUAUACGCUAGUCAUUAACGUAGUAAUUAAUAAUGGUAAUAGGACUUACGAAAUACUAGUGAACAAGGAUAACGAUUACGUGGAAUUUAGAUAGAAGAGGCUGCUUGUACUUUCUUGAAAAAGCGGGAAAAUGAACGGGAAACGUGGAAAUGAAAAAACGGGACCAAAACAUAGAGUUGGUGAGGGAGUUACUGAGGGCUCAGUUUUAAGUUAGUGUUUGCUCCCGUCUUUUAUUUUCCCGUUCUUCGUUCCACGUUCUUUUAAGUAAUAUCCCUUUAAACUCUGUUGUGCAUUAUUCGUUCUUUUGUUUCCGAAUUUUUUUAUUUUGCUAUUACAGUGCAACCCGACAAUCUUGCGGCUGGUCAAGGUAUGAGCACUGAUAUGCUCAAAGAAAAGAUGAAGAAAGCUUUGGAUGAACUUGCAGAAAAACAAGAGGUUUUCAUCAUAGUCAUCGAUGCAAUCAAUCAGGUAAUUUGAUGUUUAGAUUUAUUUAUGCGUGUGUCCUGCUGAAACAGACAGCGCCAACCUCUUUCCCAGGAUUCUCUCCUACCCGUCGGUGCGGAGUGACAUGGCUAGGAGAGAGAUUUUGGGGACGAGGUUAAGACAACGCAACGUAAAGAGUACCGCAAAGAGAGAACUUGAUAGCGCGUUUAUUUUGGCUAAAUAUGCCAAAGGACCCUAGCAUGUAUUGCAGCUGGAGGUUUCAAUGAAAUAUUUACACUGGUGGCGUAGACUGUCUGUGGUCUCUAAAAGAGUGCAUACUAUGAGAGGUAGGCAAAAAACAGGGCAGGUAACUUUUCUUUUCGAUUCGUACGUUACACUUACUGUUUGUUUCCUUUAAAGCUAUCGGACGCUGAAGCUGUAAAACACAUGGAUUGGUUGCCAAGUGUGUUUCCACGCAACGUUCGUUGUGUCAUCAGCGCUGUGACAGGCAGUCACUCUGCAGUCCUGCUGUCUAGUGAACACCGUACCCCAUCCCCUGUGCCACUUCAUGUAGGAGAACUUAAUGAGUCAGCCCGUCAAGAAAUCGUCAAACGCACUUUAGGAAAGUACAAUAAGGUAGUAUUGAAAAUCCAUUCGUCAGUUAUAGUCCCUGAAAAGUGACUCUAACCAGAGUAAAACCACAAGUUUUAUGUAAAAUCUAUGGUGUAUUAUUCAUGUCACGGUUACCUUGAAGUGCGACACUGAAUCUAGUAUCUAAGUACUCCUUGCGUGGCUGAUUUAAUUUCUUUUCAAAAACGUCGAGCGGAAAGCUGCGCAUAGGUUCGACGCCCCACGUAGUUUCGCGUCUAAGUGUUCACGAUGUGUGUUCACCUGCAUUCAUAAUCUCAGGUUUAUUAACACUAGUUUAUGCCACGACUGACUAGAACUUCACAUCCGUAAAGAGAUUAACCAUUGGCCUACAAGCUUUUGCCCAGUUUGUAGUCUGUUUACAGCUCCUUAGCUAUUUUUUUUUUCCGGAAGACCUUCGAGACUUAGUGCCCACUGUAACGCGUAGUCAUCCAGAUCAGUGUUGGAAGCGGUGGGUCUUGCCUCCUCACAACUCCCAUCCCCUCCCCUUAGGCAGAUUUGGUGUUCUUGAAACCAAGAUGGCCGUCCUUUACAGUAAGCGCUAGUCUAGCUGUUUUGAGAUUUUGCUUUUGAAUGGCCCAGUGUUGUGUCGAAUUGCACAAUACGGUUUUUUUGGGUAACGAAUAUUUGACCCUGUUUACUGCGCAACACAAUAAUGGCCAAUAAAAAAAGGAUAGCUUCCCCCCAAAUGUCCAACAUUGCAAUUCGAUACCACGCCAACCCCCGGGAUUUUCCCAGGGGCAGUUCUGUUGAUACGUCGUCCCCCUCCCCAACCUCCGCCACUGCCGAACGUUUUGAUAAUCUUGAAGGUUGGGCAGGUUGUGAGAAGUUGUAACUAAUUUCUUUCCUUUUGUUGUUUUCUAGAAACUGGACACAGAACAGAUGAAACUGUUGAUGGCUUCACCGGGAGCUUCUAACCCGCUGUGGUUAUCUUUGGCUUGUGAGGAACUUCGCGUUUUCGGAGUCUUUGAAACGAUCACGCAUCACAUCAAGAGUUUACCAGCCACGAUAAAGGAACUUUUGCAGCUCAUAAUCAACAGACUGAUCAACGAGGAUGAAAAUAACAAUGUUCAAAAGGUGCGUCUUUUUUGUUUCUAAACCCAGGUAAACGAGAAGGGACACAUUUUCAAGUGUGGAAGAUUUCAUGAAUUAAGGUCAUUAACCAGCUGUCGUUUUCGUUUCAUUCCUAAAACAACUUCCAACACCAGUGAUUUUACGCAACUGCACGGCAGAGGAAGAAGACAGCAAACUGGCCUUGUGUGACAAAAGUUAUGUUCGAACAAAUGUUUUGCCAAACUUCUCUCCAGCUAAUGUUUUUGUAAAAGGCGAGAACACAAUAAGUUGUGAUCGCAACAAAACAUACAGGUAAAAGCUCUGUCACCUUUGUCACACACACUCGUUUUGCCGUCCUUUAGUUUUCUUUCUGCCGUUCUGUUGGGUAACUUUACACUAUCUGAUCAGUCAUCAAAACAAAAAUCGACGAAUAGUUUCUACAUCACAUUUUGUUUUUAUGCUAUAAAAUGUUGUUAUCGUGUCAGCCUUUUUAAAGGCGCUGCUGAAGAGGUUUUAUUUGAGUUGGCAUAUCUCGCGCGUAACAUUUUGAUUUUCGCUAGAGCCCUAUGUUAAAAUUCAGUUUUUAAAUUCCUUUUCACUAUAAAUUCUCAAUUUAAUUUAAUGAAACUUGCGUCGUGUAAAUAACACCAUGGUUAAGUAAGGUACAGUCAAACCUCGCUUUUCGGACACCCGCUUAAUACAGACACCUCGCUGCUUUGUCUCUGGGGAAAGAAAGCCCUUAGAUUUUCUCUAAAUUCAACCCGGCUUAAUACGGACAGCCAGUUAAUACGGACACUUUCUAUACCCCUCUCAGGGUCCUUAUCAACAGGGUUUGGCCGUAGGUCAUAAUACCUAUACUAUGUGUACUUAUCUGCCUACGUAAUAUUAUUUGUUCUUUUAGUGAGUUCUAUUUUGAAAGAACGGUUUAAUUACUCGUUUUCUUAGAAUGAAUUAUUUUCGAUUUUAUUUCUGAAGAUGUUAGGUUUCCUGGCCUGCAGCAGAGGUGGAUUAAGUGAAACUGAACUUCAAUACCUUCUGAGUGACAAUUUAACAGAACCAGUUCCGAUGAUGAUGUGGGCGGAAGUAAGAAGAACGCUGAAGCCAUUUCUAAGGAACACUGCAAGCGUAGGAGAAGAAGAAAGACUAGAGUUUUUCCACGCUUCCAUACAAGAGGUAAGAGGAUUUCAUUCUAGUUAGAGAACGCCCUUAAAUAAAUACAAGGCUAAGUUUGAUACCUCCUUUCUCAUGCAUAGUGGCAAUUCAUGCAGCUUUCGUGUCAAUUAACUUUUUGGUACUGGCCAUUUUGAGGUCGUCCGUGAGUCUGGAUAAUCUGUGUUAUGUCAAAUUCCUCACUUCAGAUACUAAAGGGAGAUUGGGUAUAAGCUUUCGGCGCAACGAGUUCUGGGAUGGUUUGGGCGGACAAGCGUUACUUAUAAUUGGUUAAUGGCUGCCUUGAAUACCAUCGACCAAUCAUAACUAACGCUUGUCCACCCAAACGAUAACAGAAAUCGUUGCACCGAAAGCUUGUACCCAUUCUCCUUAUAGUUUCUGGAGUGGGCAAUUGCAGUACUAAGGAAAAUGCACAGGAAAAUGGGUUAAAAUUCUUUCCCCCAAGACAGUCCCAUAGUGGUGGUUGAGGUGUUGAUGUCGAUGGAGAUUAUGGUGAUGAUGAUGGUGGUGGUGGUGGUGUUGGAGAUAGCGAUGGCGACUGCGAUGAUGAUGAUGAUGAUGGUGGUGGUAGCUGGUGAUGGUGGUGUUGUUGGCGAGAGCGAUGGCGACUGCGAUGAUAAUGAUGACGACGAUGAUGGUAGUAGUGGUGAUGGUGGUGGUGUUGUCGAUAGCGAUGGCGACUGCGAUGAUGAUGAUGGUGUUGGUGGCAGCUGGUGAUGGUGGUGGUUUUGUCGAUAGCGAUGGCGACUGCGAUGAUGAUGAUGGUAUUGGUGGUAGCUGGUGAUGGUGGCUGUGUUGACGAUAGCGAUGGCGACGGUGAUGAUGGUGGUGGUGGUGGUGGUUACUAGCUAGUGAUAGUGGGGGUGUUGGCGGUAGCGAUGGCGACUGCGAUGAUGAUGAUGAUUUCAUUAUUUAUAUGCAUUUAAGUGCACUUACAUUUGGUACACCAAUAGUUCUCUUUUCGUCUUCACAGGUUGUUCAAGAAACCAUUCUCGUUGGUUCUGAGGAAAAAAGGAAAUGUCAUCUAAAACUUGCCGAUUUCUUUGUCGACCACUGCAACGAUGACGACCGAGUGAUAUUCAUGGCACCUGAACAACUCAAACAAGCUGGUGAAAAGAAAAGACUCCUGGAAUUUUUGAGGAACGAUAACCGCUCCAAGAACCGAUCAGGAUUCUGGAAGAACAACUACUAUAAAGUAAGUUGUGUCCUUGAUUUAUCAACCACUACCCACCUCAACCGGAAGUGUAAUGUUUGGCGUUCUUGGACAGUGGUUUUGUCCAAAUUUUCGGGGAACGUUUCUUCAUAAAACUUAAGGCACUUUUGGAUGCGUCAUGGAAGAUUUAAGGGGAAAAGGGUCGCUCUCGAUUUCGCUGAAAAACGCCAGUUUGUUUAGGCUCCCUACACUCACUCUUUGUUUUAUGAGAAUGUUGUUUUCCCGACCCAGGCUUUUCUGUCGAUUUUAGGCAGAACGUAUUCUUAAAUUAUACUUAAUUAUAAUUAUAGCUUAUGGUAUUUUCACUUUAGAAUUUACUGGCGUUUUAAUUGCCAGUGUUCUGUGUCUAGAUCUGUCUCCAGCGCCGUUUGGGGAAAAGAAUAAUUUUAUACGGUUAAGUCAAAACAUAUAAUUGUACUGUAUUUACGAAUUUUCAACAUACAAGCUGAAAUUGAGUCCCUUUCAAAAUCUCAGCCUCGGGUUUAUUCUAAAAAUAUUCUUAGAAUUUGACAACUUUCAGCCUUAAUAUUCUUAUAAAUAUGUUCUAAUAGAAAAAAGAGUAUAGGACCACUGUCGCUCACUUGUGCGAAAACGUCGGCCACAACCACUAGCUAAAGCAAUAUCGUUACUGCUAUAUACCCCCUCAACUAACAGAGCCAUACGUCUCUGUUACUAUCUCUAGUACCACUAUGACUACUAAUAGUGUCACCGCUAUGAAUAUAGUAGUAUAUGGAGUAGUAUACUUGAUCUUAAAUAGAUUGCAUUGUCAUGUAUGUAAAGCCACACGUAUGUUGUGACUACCCAACUACGAAUGAAGACUCUUAUUAUUAUUGUUAUAGUAACAGUCGCGUACCGAUACCACUACCAUUACUAUAUCAUGUGCGCUAGCAAUUUCAUAUGCAACACCUCCCUAACCAUCACCACUGUCAGGAGACUUCAUGGUUGAGCAGGGCGAAAUUCGCAAUGUUUAGCACGAUUUAUGUUCGACGCUAGCAUUUAACUUGUAAACGAUUCUUUCAGGUCAAGAGAUCAUAAUACAAUAGCAGGGUUUAUCGUUUUCAUCAAUACAUCACUUACGGCCCGCUGUCCUCACUGUCCAAUCGAAAGUGAAAGAGCAGUGAAAACCUGUGUAACUUACACCAGCGGAAAAGGCACCAAUUUAACCCUUUCACUGCCAAAUGUGGCCAAAGGCAAAAUUCGACAAAAAAUCCCAAAUUUCAUUUUGUAAAAUGUUGAAAAACAAAAAGCACCAUGUGAAAGUACACUUACAGACACGGUUUGAUGUCAAUGGCCACUCCAUAGCAUUUCAUCCACUGACUCAAAAGUUAGAGCUACCUCACCAAAUCCCAUUAUUCACUCUGUCAGUGAAAGGGUUAAAAUGAACGUAAUUGAACACUCCCUCGAUGCAGUGUUUAUGCUAUUGAUCAAGUCAGUUGGUGGAAAAUCUGACACAUCCACGCCCUUUUUGCAGGAUCUCCGUUGCAACAAAAUGCUUCAUGUAGGAACCCCGUUCGCCCAUGACGUUAACAUUUGUCAGUUCUGCAGUAUGAGGAGAGGUGCUUUUGGAGGAAUGCCAUUUCCGAAUAAAGAUUCCUGCUUUAUUUGCGGGCGUUUCUCUACGUGGAAGGAUGAUCGCCAUGCGGCCAUGGUAUGCAAUUUUCACAAACCCCCUCCCGGACCGCCAAACAUGAAAAUGUGUUUUCUGUGCCGAAAGCCUGCUUUUCAAAACGCUUGGAAGGUUUACCUUUGUCCGUUUUGUGGAAUUUCGGGUGUGAAGAGGUGUGCAAUGCUUGUUGGGGAAUAA